GCCAAGUGGCAUGUUCUCCCUAAAAUCAGCUUGCCACAGCCAUAGCUUCCUUGUGGUCUCACAACUUUUCUGUAAGCACGAGAGAUGCCGUUGUAUGACCGUUCAGCAGGCGAAAGUGAUGCAAUCAUGCUAGAGUUCGAUAGAAGAAGAUCGUCAUUGUUGUGCCAAAGAAGCUGAAAUAUAUAGAGAACAGUUUCUUCAUCGAGGAUACGAGGGAGUUAUGUACAGCUCAGGAAGCACAUUUCUGUUACUAUGUGUGAUGUUUCAAGCUGCAGCAGCUUGUUCAGGCGGGCAGUGCGAGCUCGGCGAUCGAUGUUCGUCUUCAGCCGACUGCGGUAAUGAACUGUACUGCUACAACUGCUGGGUCGAGUUUGCGGGCAAAAGGUGUGUCAGGAAGACGGUGUCCGAUCCAUUCAAGAUAGUUGAUACAUCAUUGCCGUUCAACAAGUAUGCAUUUCUGACGACGCACAACUCGUUCUCCAUCCACGGAGAGCCGUCCCACACCGGAGUCCCACGGAUCACGCUCUACAACCAAGAGGAUUCAGUCACCGAUCAACUGAAUAACGGGGUUCGGGCGCUGAUGCUGGACGUGUACGACUUCCGCGACGAGGUCUGGCUGUGCCACUCCAAGGGAGGGAAAUGCUUCGACUUCACAGCGUUCGAGCCAGCCGUGGACACCAUGAGGGAGAUCGAGGCGUUCCUGUCGUCCCACCCGUCGGCGAUCGUGACGCUGAUCCUGGAGGACUACGUCGGCGCCGACCACGGCCUGUCCAAGCUGUUCAACAGCACCGGCCUGACCAAAUACUGGUUCCCCGUGUCGAACAUGCCGCGGCGCGGCGAGGACUGGCCUCGCGUCAGGGACAUGAUCGAGCGCAACCACCGUCUCCUCGUCUUCACCUCCGACGAGUCCAAGGAGUCGACCGAGGGGAUCGCGUACCAGUGGAACUUCAUGGUGGAGAACCAGUAUGGGGAUGGCGGCAUGAGCUCCCGUUCGUGCCAUAGCCGGUCCGAGUCCCUGGCCCUGGGCAACAGGACGCGGUCGUUGGUCCUGGUGAACUACUUCCACACGGUGCCGCUGGGUGUGACGGAGUGCGCGGAGCACUCGCUGGGGCUCGCGGACGUGCUCAGGGCGUGCCACGCCGCCGCCGGCAACCGCUGGGCAAACUUCCUGGCCGUCGAUUACUACAAGAGAAGCGACGGCGGGGGAGUGUUCGAGGCCACGGACAUGCUCAACGGGAUGCUCAUCUGCGGCCGCGACGACGUGCGCGCCUGCAGGAGACGAACUCUGAAGGACGCGUUGCAGGGCCUGCUUGGCAAGCUCGGGUUGAUGCCAGGUCGUCGUGGUGCGAGGAGGACGUGAAAAUGUCUGUCAGGGUUCCGUUCGUUCCAGUCUGGUUAACGGUCCGCUGCAUCAGUUGUUUGUAGUCCACUCGUGUCUCACGUGCGGAAUUGUGUAACUGGUUGGAUCGGACUGCCAGAGCACCUGCCGGUGGACGCCGCUCGGUACAGCAACUCUACGGCUUUUGUUUGAGUGUUCUUCCCCUCUCCAAACAAGGGGUCCUCUGAAUUCGACAUCUACAUGUGAAGAGCGAGAGCAAUAGAGUAGCCGAUGCACUUGCUAGACUA
This is a messenger RNA of Lolium rigidum, 1626 nucleotides long. Its product is annotated as PI-PLC X domain-containing protein At5g67130-like. The transcript is spliced from 9 exons. Gene Ontology annotation, biological process: lipid metabolic process. NCBI's taxonomy places the organism in Eukaryota, Viridiplantae, Streptophyta, Magnoliopsida, Poales, Poaceae. The record is from RefSeq and is a predicted model, not a curated record. Gene Ontology annotation, molecular function: phosphoric diester hydrolase activity. The coding region runs from base 221 to 1360 and encodes 379 amino acids.